This is a messenger RNA of Prosopis cineraria, 1668 nucleotides long. RefSeq names its product protein PHLOEM UNLOADING MODULATOR-like. Gene Ontology annotation, molecular function: ceramide cholinephosphotransferase activity; sphingomyelin synthase activity. Lineage: Eukaryota; Viridiplantae; Streptophyta; Magnoliopsida; Fabales; Fabaceae. Gene Ontology annotation, cellular component: endoplasmic reticulum membrane; Golgi membrane. The transcript has 4 exons. The record is from RefSeq and is a predicted model, not a curated record. The coding region runs from base 153 to 1427 and encodes 424 amino acids. Gene Ontology annotation, biological process: ceramide biosynthetic process.
GCAAGUUUUCAAACAGAGACACCAACGAUUCCUAUCCUGUGAGAGGAUCCUUGUUGCUCACUCGCUUGUUUAAUUAAUUCCACUUAGUCAUCUUCAACACUCAUUGUCUAUAAGCCCCAGUCUACAGUCCGACUCUCCGUCCCGUCAAAACCAUGCGGUGGCCGGGGGCCAGAUCUGGCGGCUUGGGCAUCGCCGCCAUGUCCUACGUCGCCAUCGAUUACCUCCGACACAUAUCACCGACCUGGCACUCGCUGCUGCAACCAGCUCUGUGGUUCCUCCUUGCCUUGAUUGCCAUAUCUCGCAUCCCCUUCUACAAGCACUGGUCCGCUGAAUUUCGUGCGGCGAUCCCGUUCGUCGCUUCCAUGGUCUUCAUGCUCUCAGCUUUCCUUGUAGAGGUUAUAUCUGUUCGCUCUGUCACUGCCGUGCUCGGCCUCGAUUGGCACCGUAAUACACCUCCUCUGCCAGACACUGGCCAGUGGUUGAUCCUGGCAUUAAAUGAAAAACUUCCUCAAUUAGUUGUUGACAUAUUAAGAGCACGUAUUGUUGGACUACACCAUUACCUGAUGUUGUUUAUGAUGCUGGCAUUCUCUGUGUUGUUUGACUCUGUAAAAGCUCCAGGCUUCGGACUAGGUGCAAGAUAUAUGUUUACAAUGGCAAUUGGUCGCCUUCUUCGUGUUAUAACUUUUGCAUCUACAAUUGUGCCAUCAGCCAGGCCUUGGUGUGCCACCAUGAAGUACAGAAUUGCAGCAUAUCCUCAUCCUUGGGCUCAGAAAUAUUAUGCUCCUUAUGCUUCAGACCAUCAUGCUAUCAGCCAGUUGAUUAAACAAGAUUUAGCUUACGUUGACAUUGGAAAACCUACCAUCGAUUACCAGCCAGAUUGGGGUAGAAUGAGCUUUUUAAUUGAUUUUCUGCGACCUACAGCCUCAGACGGAUCUAAAUGGUACAAUCUCUUAAAGAAAGCUGAAGGUGGGUGCAAUGACCUCAUAUAUAGUGGCCACAUGCUUGUUGCUGUACUUACAGCUAUGGCUUGGACGGAAGCUUAUGGAGGUGUUAGUUCAGCUUUUAUAUGGCUUCUUGUAUUACACAGUGCUCAGAGAGAAAUAAGAGAACGCCAUCAUUACUCUGUAGACUGCAUUGUAGCCAUCUAUGUGGGGAUCCUCUUGUGGAAGGUGACAGGUUUCAUCUGGUCAAGACAAGCCGACGCGAAGCUGACUAAGCUUGAGAAAAUUCAAGGUAAACUUAUCCAAGCUGCAAAGGAUUCAGACAUUGAUGAAGUGAGAGACCUUCUGAAAGACAUUGGGUUAUCUAGUGAAGAGAACAAGAAUCCGGGUGCUAAAGAACAAUAUCCAUGGUGGUUCACUUGUGCUACAAUGUUCUUCGCACUUACAAUAGUUGUUCUAGCUUUCAUAUUGACAAGUGAUGGGUGAUCCUCUCAGGACAGGAAUUGUUUUCCAUGGGGUUGACAUUGAACUUUCUGCAAGCAUUUUUCACCCUUUUAUUUUUCUGGUAGAAUUAUCAGCGGUAUUUCUUCUGUUAUUUCACUUUAAAAGUGUCAAGCACAAGGCAUGUACAUGUUUUGACAAGUGUUAGCCAUGGAUAGGGAGAAAUUGAGGGGAAAUUUUCAUCUAAAAAUGCGAUUGAUCGAGGGUAUAUCCCUUCUAAUUUUUA